Messenger RNA from Canis lupus familiaris (dog), 3154 nucleotides. It is a transcript of the gene KLF14, whose product is annotated as Kruppel like factor 14. Gene Ontology annotation, biological process: regulation of transcription by RNA polymerase II. Gene Ontology annotation, molecular function: RNA polymerase II cis-regulatory region sequence-specific DNA binding; DNA-binding transcription factor activity, RNA polymerase II-specific. The record is from RefSeq and is a predicted model, not a curated record. Lineage: Eukaryota; Metazoa; Chordata; Mammalia; Carnivora; Canidae. The coding region runs from base 1 to 966 and encodes 321 amino acids. The transcript has a single exon.
AUGUCCGCCGCCGUGGCGUGCCUGGACUACUUCGCCGCCGAGUGCUUGGUGUCCAUGUCCGCGGGCGCCGUGGUUCACCGCCGCCCGCCGGACCCCGAGGGCGCGGGCGGAGCCGCCGGCUCGGAGGUGGGUGCGGCGCCGCCGGAGUCCGCUCUGCCGGGUCCGGGGCCACCGGGACCCGCGUCGGUCCCCCCGCUCCCCCAGGUCCCCGCCCCCAGCCCCGGCGCGGGCGGCGCCGCGCCCCACCUGCUGGCUGCAAGCGUCUUGGCUGACUUGCGCGGCGGCUCCGGGGAGGGCUUCGGGGAGAACUCGGGGGAAGCUCCGCGCGCCUCGCCCGGCUCCUCCGGCCCGACCCCGUGCUCAGAGCCGGCCCCGACCGCCAGCGCGGCGCAGAUCUCCGGACCCGCGCACUCCGCCGGCGCGCUCGAGGUCCCCGGAGCGCCCGCCGUCCCCGGAGCGCCUGCGGUCCCCGGGGCGGGCCCCGGCGCGGCCCCAGGGGCCUGCCCCGCCCCCGCCACAGGUCCAGUCCCCCGUCGGAGGCCGGUUACACCUGCUGCCAAGCGCCACCGUUGCCCCUUUCCGGGCUGCAACAAAGCCUAUUACAAGUCGUCGCAUCUGAAGUCCCACCAGCGCACCCACACGGGCGAGCGCCCUUUCUCCUGCGACUGGCUCGACUGCGACAAGAAGUUCACGCGCUCCGACGAGCUGGCCCGCCACUACAGGACGCACACGGGCGAGAAGCGCUUCUCCUGCCCCCUCUGCCCCAAGCAGUUCUCCCGGAGCGACCAUCUGACCAAGCACGCUCGUCGCCACCCAGCCUAUCAUCCCGACAUGAUCGAGUACCGCGGGCGCCGUCGCACUCCCCGCGUCGACUCGCAACCCACCAGCCUGGUGGACAGCUCCGGCUCCGUCCCUGGCCAGGCGCCCAGCUUCACCACCUGCCUGUCAGACGGUCAUUGCUGUUAGUCGUCCCCGCAAGGACGAUCCCCAGGCCGUUGUCCCUGCCUUUUCUUUGCCCAUCCCUCUUUUCCCGGAGUCAUUAGACCAAGGCACAGACUGGUUCCUCCGCUUCGAGGGUUGGUCCGGGCAGGCACGUUGGACCCUGGGGAGGGACUGGGGGCCCGAAAAUAGCAGGAAUUCUUACAACACGUGUACCAACCUAAAAGGGAGGGUUGCCUCAGGACAGCCCCCUGGAACUGGUGAGGAGGGAUGAACCCCGGUGCUCUCUCCAGAGUCCUGAAGAGUCUCCCUUCCAUGGAACCAGAGAUGUAAAACUGGAAUUCUCAGGUGCUUGAGGAGCCCCCAGUCUCAAAGGACUCUGGUGUCUUACCCACCCACGAGGGGAGGACCUUGGAGAGGGUGUCAGGGGUGGCAGUCUUGGAAAUGUCCAGGACUGGGAUGGUGAGAGGCCUUUGGAAACAGAAAUGAUUUCUAUUUCUGUAAAUAGCAAUGUUUACUAAUUUAUUUUUAGUAUCUUUUAAACAGGGAUCCCAGGUUGAUGGGAGGUUGAUGUCCUCCACUCCCCUAAUUGCCCCAGCUACCUCUGCUAGGAGAGGCCAUGUAAGAGUCCAUGUGAAUGUAUGGCUGGGAGAUGCUUCUUGGUGUCUGGGGAGUGGUGCGAGUCUGUUUGCAGGUCCUGUUGCAUGGUUUGGACCCUGCACUUGCGUCAUAGCCUUUCUUCCCAUUUGGAUUCCUACUUGGGGAGGGUAACUUCCUGGCUCACUCUCACAGUGAGACUGGUUUCAAAAUUUGGAAACAACCAUAGAAGCAACAGAAAUGAAAGAGUGAUCCAGGCUAGUUCCCCUUUCACCCUCUAGUGACUUUGGGUGAAAUAGGUCCACAACAAGACCUUUCAGGACCAUUGUUAACAUUCAGGGAAAUAGGGGCAUGUGGUUCCAGCUGCCCAGUCCAAGUAAUCUCAGGUGUGGUAGAUUCUGUUCGUUUCUUAGUGGCUAGUGAGGGGGGGGUUUAUUUCCCUUGGGAACUGUGCAUUUUUGUUUUUGCAGCAAGUGAGUUGAUGGUUUGGGGAAGGGAAGAUGAGAGUGGCUUUCUCCAAAGAUCUGGCUGCCUUGGAUUUGGGGAAGGAACAGCAAAGUGAAAAUUAUUAUCAAAUAGUAGGACCCUUCUCCCUUGACCUUGAAGUCCCUCCAAGUUACACCCUCAGGACCCCUCUGCCCCAAUGCAGGAAUCAAGCAUCAGCAGUAUUUAUUCUUCCUAUAUGUGUCUGCUGCAAUGAAUGAAGUUGUUGGCCACUCUGCUUAUAUAUGUGUGAAUGUGUAUACAUGUGACCUUUUUACUAGAGAUGGGGCUGAAAGGAAUUUCCUGCUCUGGUAAGGCUCCUGCAGCCCCCCUCCUGAAUGUCUUGUAAUAGUCCAUCAAUCCCAUUUGUGGAGGGUGCCAUAAUCUCAAAGGACCAUAACAGGCAUCUAGGUAGACAAACUGCUUUCCCCUGUUUUGCAGAUGAAGACACCAAAGCCAGGAUAAGUUCAAAGUCUCAUGCUGAGUUGCUGGCAAAAGCCAGGACUAGAACUUAGGUAUCUGGCUUUCUAAGUGAUUCUUUCCCUCAGGCUUGGUUACCUCACCUCCUCUCUGGGCCCUUAGCCAAAGGACACCACUCUCCCUUCCUGCCAUCAGUAUUCCCUUCCUCCCUCCCUAAUUCCUAUCACUUCUAAAUUCCUUCAGAUGUCUAGUCCCUGCUGAAUAUUUUGCCUGUUGUGUUUAACCCCAAAGCCCUUUUCUUAGCAGGUUGAGUCCAUUUCCUCCUUCCACAUCAUAUGAACCUAAAAUGGGAAUUACUGUUUGGCAUUUGGGGAGAGACUUUAUUUUUUUGACCUGGUAGAUUAAUUUUCAGUGCCAAUUCUGUUCUUUCGCUGGUCCUGGGCAUUCUAUUUUCCUCGAGGGAGUGAGUGAUACAGACUUGACAUUGGGACUCUACUAGGUGCUCUUGCACUGAGGGAGAGGUCCUUAAGAAGGACCCAAAGGGUAUGCCCUGUGACUUUGAAGGGGUCAAUGUUUCCUGAUGCAGACUAAGUGGGGUGGGUGGGGCUCUUUUUUGGGUUACAUAUGGGAAGAGGAGGCCCCCAAUUGUGCAGGUGGACCUUGGUGGUGGGAAGAGUCCUCCUUUUGCUCUGUUUGUCUCUUCAGCUGGAGCUGG